UUAAAAAACAUUUUCUUUCUGUCACGAAAAAGUAUAAUAAUACGUGAAGCAAAGUUCUGAGAGAGGAGAGAGAAAAUUUGAAGAUUGCGCAUUUCGUGCCCCCAUCUUUAGUUUUCUGCCCCAAUUUUUUUGCAUCAAAACCAAAUUAGGGUUUUUGCAUUUGUCCAGUUUUUGUUUCUGAUCUGUUACUUCAUAUAUUGGAUUUUGAUUUACGCUAUCACAUUUCUGGAAAGAGAUAUUUAGAUCGUCGUUGAAUCUGAAUUUGGAAUUUCGAGUGGUCGUUGCACAAUCAGACUUCGCUGAGAGUUGUUUGGAAAGUUUUGUGGAAAAUUCUUGUGGAACCAAUUUUGAUGUUUUGCUUUGGUUUCGAAUUUUCACCGACUUUUGGGUAACUUAGAUCUUGAAAUUGGCUCCCCAACGUCGGUCACAGCGCCACAUGGGUGGCCAGAUGCAACAGAGCAAUGCUGCAGCCGCGGCAGCUCUGUACGAUCACCCCGGUGCUGCCGGUGGGUCCCUUUACAAUGGGGGUUCCACUAGUGAUGCCGGCGAUGCUGUCAUGGCUCGCUGGCUCCAGUCCACCGGGUUGCAGCAUCUGGCCUCUCCUUUAGCUUCCAACCAUAUGCCUAAUCUUCUCAUGCAGGGCUAUGGAGCUCAAUCUACGGAGGAAAAGCAAAGGCUUUUCAAAUUAAUGAGAAACCUGAAUUUUAACGGGGAAUCUGGUUCAGAGCCAUAUACUCCUACUGGCCAGAGUGUGUCUGCAGAGGGUUUCUACUCUCCUGAGUUCAGAGGGGAUUUUGGUGCUGGGCUUUUGGACCUGCACGCUAUGGAUGACACAGAACUUCUGUCUGAGCAUGUUUUCUCAGAGCCAUUUGAGCCCUCACCUUUCAUGCCGAGUUCAACUGCGUCAUUUGACGGUGACAACAAUUUGAUCAGCAACAAACAACUAAGAGGACAAGGGCAAGCUGAUGCAGAUGCUCCUUCUGUGUCGACUGCAUUUGAUAAAGGGACUGUUCCAAAAGAAAAUAACGUGGCCAAGUUAAGAGUUGUGGUGCGCAAAAGGCCUUUGAACAAAAAAGAGCUUUCUCGGAAGGAGGAUGACGUAGUUACUGUUUAUGACAAUGCCUUGACUGUUCAUGAACCUAAACUGAAGGUGGACUUAACAGCAUAUGUUGAGAAGCAUGAAUUUUGUUUUGAUGCUGUUCUGGAUGAGCAUGUAACAAAUGAUGAGGUAUACCGUGGUACUGUUGAACCAAUCAUUCCAACCAUAUUUCAGCGUACGAAGGCAACUUGCUUUGCUUAUGGUCAAACUGGUAGUGGUAAGACAUUUACCAUGAAACCUUUACCUAUCAGGGCUGCUGAAGAUCUUCUGAGAUUGUUGCACCAACCUGUUUAUCGUAAUCAAAGAUUCAAAUUGUGGCUAAGUUACUUUGAGAUUUAUGGAGGCAAAUUGUUUGACCUCCUAUGUGAUAGAAAGAAACUCUGUAUGAGGGAAGAUGGACGACAGCAAGUCUGCAUUGUUGGACUGCAAGAAUUUGAAGUUUGUGAUGUGCAAAUUGUUAAAGAGUAUAUUGAAAGAGGGAAUGGUACCAGAAGUACAGGCUCCACAGGUGCCAAUGAGGAAUCUUCAAGGUCACAUGCUAUCCUUCAGCUUGUUGUGAAGAAGCACAGUGAAAUAAAGGACACAAGACGAAAUAAUGAUGUUAAUGAAGCUAAGAUUGGAAAGGUUGUAGGAAAAAUUUCUUUCAUUGAUUUAGCGGGAAGUGAAAGAGGUGCAGAUACGACUGAUAAUGAUCGACAGACAAGGAUCGAGGGAGCUGAAAUUAAUAAAAGUCUUUUGGCUCUUAAAGAGUGUAUUCGUGCACUUGAUAAUGACCAAAAUCAUAUUCCAUUUCGAGGGAGUAAACUCACUGAGGUUCUUCGUGACUCCUUUGUUGGCAAUUCAAAGACUGUCAUGAUAUCUUGCAUUUCUCCAAAUGCUGGAUCAUGUGAACACACCCUUAAUACUUUGAGAUAUGCUGAUAGGGUAAAGAGUCUUUCAAAAAGUGGGAAUGUGAAGAAGGACACAUUGCAGAGUUCAGUAGCAACUGUAAAUAAGGAAUCUUCAUCUGUGCCAAGUACGCAUGUUUUUGCUGACGUGGAGGUUGUUCAGGAGCAUCCAGAAGCUAGAUUAGCUGAUGUCAGUAGAAAAGCUGUAGAGAAAGAAAACUUUUCCUACAACCCGUCAUCGGAUUUUCCUUCAAGUUACAACUACAAUGGAAGGAGUGUGAAUGGAACUGCUUCUGGAUCAAGUGAUGGAGAGAAAUUUGAGAGGAAAAGCACUUACGGUGGUUCGUCAAGUCAGAAGACUUACUCGUUACCUGCCCAGAAUUCUGCUGAUGUAGAAGAAAACAUUCAGAAGGUAUCCCCUCCUCGCAGAAAAAUCUCAAGUAGGGAUGAAAGAACGGAAAAGCUUGGAAACUGGCUUAAGGAGGGGGAUGAUCCAUCAACCACGACUCAUAAAUCUCAAAGUACGAGUACUGCAAAUGCAAACAAUGUCCAACCAAGGCAUUAUGGACCUAAAUCCAUUGCGAAUGAUGGAAAUAUUGAUGCGAUACUGGAGGAGGAAGAAGCCCUAAUUGCUGCGCAUCGGAAGGAAAUAGAAGAUACGAUGGAGAUUGUUCGUGAAGAAAUGAAACUGUUGGCUGAAGUUGAGCAGCCAGGGAGUCUAAUUGACAAUUAUGUAACCCAACUAAGUUUUGUGCUCUCGCGGAAGGCUGCUGGUCUUGUUAGUUUGCAGGCUCGGCUUGCCAGAUUUCAGCAUCGGCUUAAAGAGCAGGAAAUUCUUAGCCGGAAGAGAGUUCCACACUAGCCAAGCUGUCUCUCUUGCUGUGUUCUAUGAUCGAGGAAGUAGUGAUGUGUGUAUCCUGAUUCCUGACCAAGCUUCUGCCACAGGGAACUGUGUGGAAAGAUUUGUGUUUGUUGUGGAAGAUAAUAUUCUUGUAGCCAAUUGUAUUAUUUUAAUGUGGUCUAAUGUGAUGUUAUAGAAAGGCUUGUGUGCGGUUGAUGAAGGGUGAUAGGAGGGAUGAUUAUGCGACACUUAUGUUUUAGUAUGAGAAGUGGGAAGAAAUGGUUUUAAUCAUUAUGUUCUUUAAUUCAUUGAGUUCCAAUAUCUCUUGUAAUUUGCAUAUAACCACAAUGAUAGGAAAAAUAAUAUUGGAGAACCUUCAGUUUACCUGAUAAACUUUCUCUUGUUUCAGAA
Molecule: messenger RNA, 3238 nt
Organism: Spinacia oleracea (spinach)
Lineage: Eukaryota; Viridiplantae; Streptophyta; Magnoliopsida; Caryophyllales; Amaranthaceae
Product: kinesin-like protein KIN-13A
Exons: 15
Coding region: 437-2848 (803 amino acids)
Biological process (GO): microtubule depolymerization; microtubule-based movement
Cellular component (GO): microtubule
Molecular function (GO): ATP binding; microtubule binding; microtubule motor activity
Source: RefSeq, a predicted model, not a curated record